AUGUUUCUGCGCUGCUUCACCAAAUUUUCGUUCAAAAUUGAAAUACUUGAUGGAUGGAUUGAUGAUGAACUCACUAAGGACUUCAAGUUUGAGUAUUCACGCUUAGCUCUGGGGAAAAGGAUGUCUUUAGUUCGUCUUGGAUAUGUUUGUGCGCAUUUACAAAAUUGCACGCGUGUGAGGAUCGGUUUAACCUCUAUUCCGUAUACCAAGCUACAUCUAAAUUUUGCCUAUAAUCUAUACAAGCAUGGGUUCCUUUCCAGCUUGCAAAAAGGUUCUACGAAGGGCCCAGAUGUAACCCAGGUGGAUGUUACUCCGGACAAUAUAUCCACUCGAAGGCUAUGGUUGGGUCUUAAAUAUAGAGAAAACAAGCCCGUUUUGACCAGCUGUAGAUUGAUCUCUAAACCAAAUUUGAGAAUAAGAUUGUCAUGUGAAGAUCUAAAAAAGCUAUGUUCUGGGCGAAGUGUUAGAUUGAUCAAGCCUCUUCAACCUGGCGAAUUGAUUUUAGUAAAAGCUAAUGAUGACAUACUGGAAAUUAAUGAGGCUAUUUCCAAGAGAACUGGUGGCGAGGUACUCUGUAGAGUUAAUUAA
Eremothecium cymbalariae DBVPG#7215 is the source of this 588-nucleotide messenger RNA. It is a transcript of the gene MRPS8, whose product is annotated as mitochondrial 37S ribosomal protein uS8m. Lineage: Eukaryota; Fungi; Ascomycota; Saccharomycetes; Saccharomycetales; Saccharomycetaceae. Bases 1 to 588 code for a protein of 195 amino acids. Gene Ontology annotation, molecular function: structural constituent of ribosome. The record is from RefSeq and is a predicted model, not a curated record. Gene Ontology annotation, cellular component: mitochondrion; ribosome. The transcript has a single exon. Gene Ontology annotation, biological process: translation.